GUCUCUCGCUUUCCUCGUGUAUGCGAAACUGUUUGCUCACAAGAGCGGUGUCAACUCUGCCUCCCACUGAGAUACUAUAGCUCGAGGAUAGUUAAGCCCAAAUCAUACCUAGAUGAUAAGCAUCUCCCACAAGGCGAUCGGCGUGGCUUUUGUUCCUUUUUUCCCCAUGCGGAGAGCAAACAGCUCAGCUGUCGCAUGAUGCCGGCUGCAAGGGCCAACCAGAAACAUGUCAGCGCUCAGCUCAUGGUUCCGGCAUGGCCCAAUGCACACGAGUGGAGGAAUGCGAGUAAUUUGGACGGUGAACCUCAGGGUCUCAUGCCAAGAGAAGGGAUACUCCCGUCAGUAUUCAUGUGUGUACUACAUGUGCUACAUGUAUCAGUCAAGAGAGAGACAAGAAGAACGAGGAAGGGGGAGCAAAUCCACAUGUCUCGAAACUGCAGCAACGGCUGCAUCUCCAUGGGAGGACCCGCUCCGUUGGGUGUAUCAAAUGGCAUUUCACUGAGACCGAGUCUUGAAAUUUCUCUCAACUCCCUUCAAGUCCAUGUGUACUCUGCCCCUUUGUACACCAAGGCGAAUUCAAGUGAAUUGCAUCAAUCAAUCCCAUCUCAUCCCACCAGCUCACUCAACCGUAAUCAUCCCAUCCCAUCCAACAGACCGCCCAAAUAGUAGCGGCUUUUGCAGCUGGCCAACCAACCAGUGCAGCGGUAUACAACGGCCCCUAGAAAAGCCAGCUAGGCUGCUGUGGGCAACCGGUCGGUAGGUGCUAAGCUGGCACUAACGGAGCGUUGGGCAAGGCGCUGACUUAUUUGCCUUUGUGCACGGCCAGCGCAUUGCUGCCUCCCUCUUCCCUACCUGUACCUUGUCGCUUGUACUCGUACAGGCCACAGAGCCGCCCGUUUCGCAACUCCACAACCUGUGC
Molecule: messenger RNA, 919 nt
Organism: Trichoderma harzianum CBS 226.95
Lineage: Eukaryota; Fungi; Ascomycota; Sordariomycetes; Hypocreales; Hypocreaceae
Exons: 1
Coding region: 196-666 (156 amino acids)
Source: RefSeq, a predicted model, not a curated record